CGCUGAUGGUUGGAGGAGAUGCUCCUCUGGUAAAUAAAAAGCUGCUGUUUCGGACCAAUUUGUCUCAGUUGAGCGGACUUUGAGAACCAACACCUGACUAUUGCAGAUUGCUCCUGGGCCAAGAAGUUGCUUAUUCAAAAGAACGUUUGGAACUAGCUCAAGCACAGUUGUUCUUCUAACAGCCAUGGAGGGUUUCUUGGAAGUCGUCUUCUUCUCUGUACUUUUAACUUCAGGUACUUCUUUGAAAUGUGAAACUUGCAUUGAUGUCGGCCAAGGCUGUUCUGGCAGCCAGAUGAUUUGUCCGGCUGGCUAUGAUACCUGUGCUAUAGCUUUGAUGGAAACUUCAACGGGUUUCGUAAAAGUUGCAGUUACAGUGAAGGGAUGUGCUUCUUCUAACAGUUGCAAAAAUGGACCAUUAUAUGGAAGUUUUGGGCAAGCAAAAGUGCGGGGAAGUGUUGUCUGUUGCUCUGAGUUCGCCUGUGCACUGGCAUCUCCUCAAUUGCCACCAAUAAACACCACAGUUAACGGGAAGCAAUGCCCAGCCUGCUAUUCUCUCGGAAGUUCAUGUGUUACAGAGGUGGAGUAUUGUACAGGUUCCGAGGACUACUGCAUUGAUGCCGUGACACAUGUGGAUGGUGGUACCGUUGCUAUGAAAACCACCAUGAAGGGCUGUGUUUCUGAGCUGAUCUGUUCUGGAUUAAAAGCUGGUACUACUGCCUUAGGGAGAUUUACAAAAGGUCAUUGUCGUACAGCCAGCAAUGGGUCUUCAGCAUCUGGACACAUCCUUCUGGUUCUCCUUGGGCUCCUGGCAGCGAAGGACUUCUUUUAGUGUCCCUCUUCUAUCAGUAUCUCACGACAGGGAAUCCUACAGCAUCU
This is a messenger RNA of Sphaerodactylus townsendi, 876 nucleotides long. RefSeq names its product phospholipase A2 inhibitor and Ly6/PLAUR domain-containing protein-like. The record is from RefSeq and is a predicted model, not a curated record. Bases 185 to 829 code for a protein of 214 amino acids. Lineage: Eukaryota; Metazoa; Chordata; Lepidosauria; Squamata; Sphaerodactylidae. The transcript is spliced from 6 exons. Gene Ontology annotation, cellular component: extracellular region. Gene Ontology annotation, molecular function: phospholipase inhibitor activity.